CCUAGAUUCAUUCAAGAGAGAAAGAAAAUGAAAGACUGAUCAGCCUAUAAAAAUUCAUCUGAUCAAAGAACUAAAAUCUAGCAAAGGAAGACUUGAUCAUCAAAAAAGCACAUAUCAGAGAAUUCAGGAAAUCUGUAUACACCUGCAAUCAUGAAGGACUGGCGCUGGAUUCCACUGCAAAAAGUAUUUUACCCUUGGCUGGAUUCUCCUUCAAUGAAGAUGUCCCAUUCUUCCUCAGCAGAUGAAGGAACCACGUUUGAACACCUCUGGAGUACUCUGGAGCCAGACAGCACGUAUUUUGAUCUCCCCCAGUCCAGCCAAGGGGGCAGUGAGGUGGUGGCUGGUGGGACUGUGGUCAGCAUGGAUGACUUCCAUAUUCAGAGCAUGAAUGAGUCUGUCAUGUCCCAGUUUAAUCUGCUCACCAACACCAUGGAUCAGAACAGCAGCAGCCGAGCGGCCUCCACCAGCCCCUACAACCCCGAGCACUCUGCCAGCGUCCCGACACACUCUCCCUACUCCCAGCCCAGCUCGACGUUUGACACCAUGUCCCCCGCGCCCGUCAUCCCUUCCAACACGGACUACCCCGGCCCCCACCACUUUGAGGUCACCUUCCAGCAGUCCAGCACCGCCAAGUCGGCCACUUGGACAUACUCACCACUGCUGAAGAAACUCUACUGCCAGAUUGCGAAGACAUGCCCCAUCCAGAUCAAGGUCUCCACACCCCCUCCGCCUGGCACCGUCAUCCGGGCAAUGCCCGUCUAUAAAAAAGCAGAGCACGUGACUGAAGUGGUGAAGCGCUGUCCCAAUCAUGAGCUUGGUAGAGACUUCAAUGAAGGACAGUCAGCCCCAGCAAGCCACCUCAUCCGAGUGGAAGGCAGCAACCUCUCUCAGUAUGUGGACGAUCCUGUCACCGGGCGACAGAGUGUGAUGGUACCCUAUGAGCCACCCCAGGUGGGGACAGAAUUCACCACCAUCCUGUACAACUUCAUGUGCAACAGCAGCUGUGUGGGGGGCAUGAACCGGAGACCUAUCCUCAUCAUCAUCACCUUGGAGACCAGAGAUGGGCAGGUUCUUGGCCGGAGGUCAUUCGAGGGUCGGAUCUGUGCCUGUCCUGGCAGGGACCGAAAAGCAGAUGAAGAUCAUUACCGGGAACAGCAAGCUCUGAAUGAGAGUGCAGCCAAGAAUGGGAAUGCUACCAAACGCACAUUCAAGCAAAGCCCGCCUGCCAUCCCUGCCCUGGUGGCCAAUGUGAAAAAGAGGAGACACGGGGAUGAGGAAAUAUACUACAUGCCUGUACGUGGUAGAGAGAACUUUGAAAUAUUGAUGAAAAUCAAGGAGAGCCUGGAGCUUGUGGACCUGGUGCCUCAACAACUAGUUGACUCUUAUCGGCAGCAGCAACAACAGCUCCUCCAGAGGCCGAGUCACUUGCAGUCUCCCUCCUCCUAUGGCCCGGUCCUCUCGCCGAUGAACAAAGUCCAUGGGGGGAUCAACAAACUGCCUUCGGUCAACCAGCUCGUGGGGCAGCCUCAGCAGCAUAGCUCCUCAGGAGGGCCCAACCUGGGGCCCAUGGGCCCUGGAAUGCUGAAUAGCCACGGUCACCCCAUGCAGUCCAAUGGUGAAAUGAAUGGUGGACAUACCUCCCAGGCCAUGGUCUCAGGGUCACACUGCACCCCUCCUCCCCCAUACAACGCUGACCCCAGCCUCGUCAGUUUUUUAACAGGAUUGGGGUGUCCGAACUGCAUCGAGUAUUUCACAUCCCAAGGGCUGCAGAACAUUUACCACCUUCAGAAUCUAACCAUAGAGGAUCUCGGGGCCCUGAAGAUUCCUGACCAGUACAGAAUGACCAUCUGGAGGGGUCUUCAGGAGCUGAAGCAAAGCCAUGACUACGGGGCCCAGCAGCUGAUCCGCUCGAGUAGCAAUGCUUCUACUAUCUCCAUCGGGAGCUCGGGGGAGCUUCAGCGCCAGCGUGUGAUGGAGGCUGUGCAUUUCCGAGUCCGCCACACAAUCACCAUUCCCAACCGUAGUGGGGCGGACGAGUGGGCAGACUUUGGUUUUGACCUCCCUGAUUGCAAAUCCCGCAAACAGUCCAUUAAAGAAGAGUUCACAGAUAGUGAAAUAAACUGAGGAUGGGAAAAAGAAGGCUGGGGGAGAUCCAGGGUAGGGGGUUUCCAAAAGUGUGAGGUUCCCCAACCAGACUGGCUUCCAAAGGAAACACUCUUAAAAAAAAAAAGAAAAGAAAAACUCCAGGUAUGGGAGAUGGGGAAGAGUUUACAACCUUAAGCCCCUGGAAAAGGGUUUGCUCUGUUUUUCUUUAGUCUUUUGUACCCAGGACUGGAGUUUGAGCUAUUAGCAGCUCAGGGCCAGCCAGGGUGGUCUGUCCAUCUGCUGAGCCCCUCUUCCAGGAAAAUGUUUCUGAUGUCCUUCAGUUUGGGAGAGGUGUGAGGGAGAGAGGGUGGAAGUUCCUCAGAGCAGCCCAACAAUGGUUAGCCCGAAUACUCUGUAGAUAUUUCGUAGCCCUGCACAGACUCAUUUUGUGCAUCUAAUCAAUUAAUUGUACAGUACAUAUCACAUUUCACAGGAAGAUCAUUAAUAUAAAAAUGAGGGACAGGCUCUUUCUCUGCCCUCCACCUUCCUUCUGUCCACUCAGAUAUAUCUGAAUGGGGAAGAACAGUGUCAUCAUGAAAACUGACAUUAAGCCUUUUGCAUCUCAGCUUCUGUAGGGAUUCUGCCAGCUUUCAGACCCUUUGUGAAGAGGGAUCUGCCUUCCUGAUGGACUGCCAAACAAACGAAUAAAAAAGUAUUUUUCCAUGUCCUUCAGUUCUGCAGAGCCACAAAGAAGCUUGACUAUGUCAUUGUAUUUCAAACACUGUCUGUGUAUCUCUAAGCUGCUUUAGAAUGGAAAUCAUCGAUUUUUCAAGCACAUUUUCAAAGUGGCUGAUUCAUUUCCUCCCAUGAAGCCCGGUCGAGACCAUUCUAUUAGCAGGUUUGAGGGCCGAAUCAGAUCUCUUCAGAAGCUAUGGCCAGUCUGACCAAGAAUCAAAUAGUCUUUUUUGAAUUUGCUUUUUUCCUCCUGUACCCCUGGCUUCCAUAUUUUCCACCUCCAUCCCACUCUGGUCCCCCAAGAGGUGACUUCUAUUUGCAUCUGAAUUCAGUGAGCAAAGAUGGAUUACCAAAGUGCUCCAUCUUUUCUGGGAAACUGACCGCCAUGACCUCACUGGAAUGCUGUGGCCUCGAACACUGACAUCCAGGUGACUCCUUCUUGGCAGAGAGAUGGACAGCGUAUUUCUCACACUAUUGGCAUUUGUUCAUAUUUAAUAAUGUGAAACAUUUUCUACGUUGAAGUUCAGGAUCUCUUUUUUUUUACUUUCAUUUUCAACAUGUGGUGAAGGCCUCAUGCCCAGCUUUUUAGCAGGUUUUCAGCUAACAAGAUGAGCUAAAGAAAGAUUGAUAACAAAAUACAUUCGCCACUUGGGGACCUUUGAAUAUACAGGCCUGAUUCUGAGUCAGGGCACCACCAUGUGUGGAAAGAGAGACGACGUGUCUGCAACCGAAUCUGGGCAUUCUUUUCCAUGUAUGACCCUGGACAAGUAAUCGAGCCACUUAAUGCUCUGGGCAGUUCUCAAAGAUUGUUAAGUGGCAGAGAAGGUGUCAACCUGCAUUGAAGGAGGGAGUUUAUUCAUCUGGGAGUUCCCUGGUACCCAUGAAUGAAGAGGUCUGGUCUCUUUCCCUAUAUUCUUUUAUGGGAACAGCUUUCCUAUGUCAUCUGUGCUCAUCUGACUUGAGAAGGGUGGGUGGCAUUCAAAAUCAAGAGGAGAAAAAAUAAAGAGGCAUGAUAUGGCAAGGAGUAUUUUACAUUCAAAGUACUGGUCCAGAUAUUCAUCCCCUGAGAGGUCCCCUGGGCCAAUUAAUUCAUUUUUUUCCCUCAGUAAGCAAUUAUUAAGGAUCCAAGUAUUGUAAAGAAGCUAAGUAACUCAGUGGAUAGAAAGCCAGGCCUAGAGACAGGAGGUCCUGGGUUCAAAUCUGGUCUCAGACAUUUCCUAGCUGUGUGACCCUGGGCAAGUCACUUAACUCCUAGUCUUUACUACUCUUCUGCCUUAAAACCAAUACUUAGUAUUGAUUCUAAGAUAGAAGGUAAGGGUUAAAAAUAAAGGGUCCAUGUAUCAUGAAUUAGCAGACAUUAUAAGGCAAAAGUCCAUGAGAGCUACAUUCUACAAGGGAAUAUUGGCAGAUAAGUAACAAUUCAUAUAGCCUAAUUCUUAGGCUAACCGGGACGUUUCUUGCUAAGUAACCAGAACACAUAUCCAUGUCCUUUUUCUCAUCAUAGACCCCUUAAGCAGCCUGGUGAAACCUAAGGAAAUCCCUUCUCAGAUUUGUGUUUUUAAAUGCAUGGGAUAAAAUCUAUAAGAUUACUAAGAAAAUGAAUGCUAUCGAAAUAAAGGUAUUGGAUAUCUUUUUAAAAACACAAACCACAGAACCCAGGUUAAGACUCUCUGGACCAGACAAAGUUGCAUCUUCUGUCUCAUGGGAUAAAGUUCAGCUGAUAAAAUGGGUCACCCGAAUUUUAAGAAGGUCAGAGACAGGCUGAUUGCUUAAACAGAUUUUUCUCCCUGUGCCUUGGUGUGUGUGUAUGUGUGUGUGUGGCUGAAUUUUCACAAGAGCCUCCUGUUGGGAUAUCUGGGCUUGACUUGUGCUGGAGCUUUUUCUGAUUAUUAAAGGCUGGGGUGGGAGGAGAAAGUCCAACAGCCAAGGCCAAACUCAUGGCUAAUCCAUUGGAAAGAUGAUGGCAAAUUUGCCUUCCUGGGUCUGAACUCAUAUGCAGGAGACAAGAUGAAAAUGUAACCACUCCAUCAUCAUCAUCAGUCAACCCCCUUUUUGAAGGGUGACUCCACAUCUAAUCAACACCUUUCCCAAAUUCUACAUCUUAGCACAGAUGCUACAGAUAAUCUUUUCAGUUUAGGGAUCUUGUUGAAUAAAACAAAGAAGUGGGGGGAAAUCUUGGGGACACCGAAGAAAGGGAGAAAUGGACAAACUCUAGCUAAGAUUCUCUAGAAUUCACCAUGGUUCCUCAAGUAUUACAGGUAUGGAGCAUUAAGUGCUUACUCUGUAUCCGGCACUGUCUUGGUCUUGGCACUGGCUCAUUCAUUCCCAAGAGUCCUGGAAGAUCCUGUAGUUCACUGGAUCUCCAUCUAGAAGUUUCCUCUAAGGCCACUGAACCAUUUAUUCUCUCAAAAAGAAAACAACCCUGAAUUGGCCAUACAUGGUGGUCUUAACAUAGGCCACCUGAUCCUUCUCUGAUGGAAAACAGGCCAUUUCAUUGUGAUUUACCCAUCAGGCACCUUUAGGAACUCAACCAGAACCAGCCAUGGGUAUGACUUCUGAUAUCUGGGGGAUAAGAACUCUCCAGUGUUUCAGUUAAACAGACACGUGCUUCUAUGUUAGUAGCAAAUUAAAGCACUUUAAAUGCUUUAAGACUUUUUAAAAAAUCACUCAUGUUUUCAAUGUUAUAUCAUGCUUUUUCAGGCAGUAUUACUGGAUCUAUUCCAACAAUAUUGUUAACUUUUUUUGGGUAAUGUUAUCUUGGGAAAAUGUAUUAUUUUUUUAGCUGUGUUUGUGGGUUUGUAACAUAAUAAAGCACAUGUUCAAAUGGAAA
Messenger RNA from Monodelphis domestica (gray short-tailed opossum), 5650 nucleotides. NCBI's taxonomy places the organism in Eukaryota, Metazoa, Chordata, Mammalia, Didelphimorphia, Didelphidae. The record is from RefSeq and is a predicted model, not a curated record.